Messenger RNA from Tetranychus urticae (two-spotted spider mite), 492 nucleotides. RefSeq names its product ribosomal protein L37A (gene RpL37A). Gene Ontology annotation, cellular component: ribosome. Gene Ontology annotation, biological process: translation. Gene Ontology annotation, molecular function: structural constituent of ribosome. The record is from RefSeq and is a predicted model, not a curated record. Lineage: Eukaryota; Metazoa; Arthropoda; Arachnida; Trombidiformes; Tetranychidae.
GGCAUUGCUUACCACACUCGGAAGCGGAAAAGACAUUUGAUAUAAUUGUAAGUUGGUUUUAUAAGUCUUAAUAGUGUUUGUUUAUUUCUUUCUUGUUUAAAUUAAAGUAAUUUAUUACAAUUAAUUAAAAUGGCAAAGCGAACCAAGAAAGUAGGAGUUGUUGGUAAAUAUGGUACUCGGUACGGUGCUUCUCUUAGGAAAAUGGUUAAGAAAAUUGAAGUCACACAACACUCAAAGUACACAUGUACAUUUUGCGGAAAGGAAACAAUGAAGCGAUCAUGUGUAGGAAUCUGGUCUUGCCGCGGUUGUGGCAAAACCGUUGCCGGAGGAGCCUAUGUCUUUAGCACAACCACUGCAGCUACUGUUCGUGGUGCUGUUAGAAGAUUGCGAGAAAUGAAAGAAUCUUAAGCUAUAGUUUUGUUUAAAUUCAUCAACUCUUCUGUCACUUUUUUGUCUUCAUGAUCGAAAAUAAAGACUUUAAAAAAUGAAAAG